Messenger RNA from Trichoplusia ni (cabbage looper), 3276 nucleotides. It is a transcript of the gene Nhe3, whose product is annotated as sodium/hydrogen exchanger 7. Lineage: Eukaryota; Metazoa; Arthropoda; Insecta; Lepidoptera; Noctuidae. Bases 31 to 2061 code for a protein of 676 amino acids. The record is from RefSeq and is a predicted model, not a curated record. Gene Ontology annotation, molecular function: sodium:proton antiporter activity. Gene Ontology annotation, cellular component: membrane; recycling endosome. The transcript has 16 exons. Gene Ontology annotation, biological process: proton transmembrane transport; sodium ion transport; regulation of pH.
UGACGACGUUAUUUUUAAAGCACUGAAAUAAUGAAUUUGUUUCUGAGUUCCGUGUCAUUUAUUUUGUAUUUGGUGGCAGUAUGUCAAGCUUCAGGAACAGAUAUUGCGCUGGACGCAAAAGCAACACUUCUACAUCGGAUAGACAGCUUAAAUCUGCUAAUUUAUACCUGUCUUUUAACUCUGACUGUGUUAACUAUAUGGGUAUUUAAACAUCGCCGUGUGAGCUGGCUCCAUGAAACAGGACUCGCUGUUAUAUAUGGUUUAAUAGUAGGGGCAAUAAUUCGCUAUGCGGGCAGUACAAACCAAGUUACGUACAUCAAUGUGCAUCCAGCACCAGAGACAAAGUACAACCUGUCUGUUCCACCAGACAUGUUACGUCUGCACUUCCCGGACAAGAUGCAGGUGUCAUCUGGAGAUGCUCCAGUGCCUAACAAGACUUAUGCCUAUAGCUUUAGAGGUGAAAUAGUGAAUGUGGAACAAAAUGAGAUAGAUCUGAAAGCUACAUUUGAUCCUGAGAUAUUUUUCAAUAUAAUUUUACCACCUAUUAUAUUCCAUGCUGGAUAUUGCCUGAAAAGGAAAUAUUUCUUCCGCAACCUUGGCGCCAUAUUAACAUUUGCGAUGGUCGGCACAGCGCUAUCUGCGCUGGUGAUCGGAGCCCUUAUGUACGGCUGUGUGCAACUGAUGCCGGAGUCCCUAGCCACAAGUUUCACCUUCCUAGAUACCCUGUACUUUGGUGCUCUCAUCUCGCCGACCGAUCCCCUGACAGUACUCGCCAUCUUCUCACAAUUAAAGGUGGAUGUGAAUUUGUAUGCAAUGAUAUUCGGCGAAAGUGUCCUCAAUGAUGCGGUGGCUUUAGUACUUAGCGGAGCCAUUCAAAACUACGAGCUGAGAUACUCGAAUGAUGGCGGGUUUGAGAUCACCGCGUUCCUCGGAGCGAUUGGAGAUUUUAUUGGGAUCUUCAGUUUGUCACUGCUCGUUGGUGCUCUAAUUGGAUGUUUAACGGCUUUGAUGACGAAGUUCACUCACGUUCGAGAGUGGCCGCUCCUCGAGUCAGCGCUCUUCGUGCUGACUUCGUACGCUGCCUUCCUUAUUGCUGAAGUCUGCGAGCUAACAGGUGUGGUAGCGGUAUUAUUCUGCGGUAUAUGCCAGGCGCACUACACUUACAACAAUCUCUCGUCGGACUCCCGGAACCGCACGAAGCAACUCUUCGAACUGCUCAACUUCCUGGCUGAGAACUUCAUCUUUACGUACAUCGGCGUGUCAAUGUUCACCUUCCCUAAGCAUCACUUUGACCCGUGGUUUAUCAUAGCUGGUUUUGUAACAUCAACACUCGGUCGCGCCGUCAACAUCUACCCGCUCUCGUUCCUCCUCAACCUAGGACGCAACCCACCGAUACCCAUGAACUUCCAACACAUGCUAUUCUUCUCAGGUCUGCGUGGAGCGAUGUCAUUUGCUCUAGCCAUCCGCAACACGGUAUCGGAAGCGCGGCAAGCUAUGCUGACGACCACAUCUCUGAUAGUCAUAGCGACCGUCGUGCUGCAGGGAGGCGCCGCUACACACGCGCUUGCAUAUCUACGUAUACCUACUGGGGAAGGAGGAAACGAUGAGAGCGAUGCGCUUCCCUACAGAGAUGUCAGAAGUCUCUACCAGGCCACGGACGUUGCUGGAUCGAGAGGCCGCAUGGUAGUUAAGUGGGCUAAUGGCGCGAAGGAAGUGAUUAUGCCUUGGGGACUAAACGGUAUCGAAGAUACGCCCCGCGACCGCGGCGACGGUGUCAGCGGCCAGAAGGCUCGUCUAGCGCGGCUGUGGGGAGCGGUUGACUCCAAACUUCUGAAACCGCUACUCACGCACGCGCGCCCACCCCUCACUGAGACACUACCAGCGUUCCUGAGGCCCUUAGCAAGAGUGCUCACAACUACACAUCAGUAUACCCAAGGGGAUAACAGUUUGCGCAGGACCGACUCAGAUUCAGAUCUGUGCAUUGACGAUCAACAUGCAGUUCCUACGAGCAUUGACCCGCAGCUAUCGAUUAACGUUCGGAAUGGAUAUGGGCAUGUUUGAGCUUUGUAGCGUUAGUGAUCCACGGCUGUGAUAUGAAAUUUGCUCUAAUAGCAUAAAGAAAAAUUUAUAAUUAAUAGGAAAUUCCUUUUUAAUUAUUGCACGCAGCAAUUAUGGCCAGGACUGGUGGACACGAGGAUUUCUGUCGAAGGUAUUACUGGGAGUAACAUCUAAAUGAUAUUUGUAUGUGACAACAUUUGAUGUACCAAAUUUGAAAAGGAAAUGUGCCACAAUUUUGUAUAAUAAGGCGUACGUCUUCGUCUGUGGAAAACAACAUUUUAAGUGUUCAUUUAUUUUAUCAUUCAUAUAAAGAAGAUUCUUGUGUAAUCCAUAUAACAAACAAGAUUGUAGACGUAAUUCAAUGUUAUGAACAGUUAAAACGUUGUUACUAAUGUUGUUAUUACCAGUGUGUGCUUAAGUCAUAAUGUUAAUGCAAAUUUCUUAUCUGAAUUUAAAUUAAUAUUUUAAUGUGAUAUGAUUAAAGAAUGUAAGAUCUGAUCAUAAUGACAGUAAUUACGAAUCCAUAGCUGCAAUGCAAAUAAUUUUAAGGGUGUAGAAUGUACGGGAGUCGUAUACAAAGCACUCCCGAUUUAGGUAACGCAAUUUUUAAUUUACACAUUUGUAGCAAGAUUUUUCAUUAAUUCCUUACAUCUUCUGCCAGCGAAUGGAAAACCUCCAUUUUAGUAUUUGUUGGGAGAAAAUCUAUCUCUCUUUGACUAUUUAUGUACCUUGAUACCAUCGUGCUGGCUAGAAAGCAAAAGUAUUUUGUUUAACAGUAUCUGGGACAAGUAAAAGCAGUAAAACCCGAUAAAUCCUAUAUCGAAUUACUGAGUGAAAGUUUUCUCUUAUAAUUAAAAACUAGUACCUCCCAUAUUUGAGAUUCUGCUACACCUAACUUCGCUUGCGCUUCAGCAAUAUGAAUUGGCACUUCUAUGAGCUCACCUCCACAAUCUAGUCUCUUGUCUUGUACCUACUUUUGAGUAUUAUUUCAUGGUCCAUUAAACACAUAAUCGAUUUAUUUUAUCGAUUUGUUAUUAUCAAUCGGGCAGUUAUAUGUUAAGUUGCUGGUAAAGGGUUAUAGUUUGGUAAAUUGCUUGUUUUUGUUUGACUUGUUUUAGUUAUUGACAAAGUGAAAUUAUUACUUGUAAAAUGGUUUUAAAAACCUUAUUUUUAUAUUAAAUCCUUGAUUACAAUGAAGAGGUACAACUUAAUUUCCAA